Messenger RNA from Entrophospora candida, 531 nucleotides. The record is from the annotation of a GenBank genome assembly. NCBI's taxonomy places the organism in Eukaryota, Fungi, Glomeromycota, Glomeromycetes, Entrophosporales, Entrophosporaceae.
AUGAUUCACAAAUUAAGUUACGGAACAUUUAAUAAUCAUGAUCCAGAUAAACAUUUUCUUGAAUCUGAUGAUAAAAAUGUCAUAGAAACAUUUAAACAAUCUUUUCAAAUAUUUCCAACUACCAUAAUAAUUAAAAAUGCUGGUAGCAUGGCAAGAGACCAACUUUCAAUUCAAAGAACAUUUUUAAAUUUUUUAAAAACUGGGUUAUCUUUAUUUUUAGUAGGAGCUUCAUUUUUAAUUCAUUUUCAUAUAGACGGUGGUGAUAGCAGUGAAAAUCAAAAUUCUGAUGACAACUUAUUUAAUAUAUCAAUUAGUUUUUUUUCAUCGAGUAUGCAACAUAAUACAAUUGGGUUGGGAUUUAUAUUUUUAGCAUUUUACGUGAUAACUUGGGCAACUAUUAAUUAUUUAAGAUUUCAGAAAAUGUUAAUUAAUUCGGUUACAAUUAUUCAACAUGACGAAUUCAACAUUUUAGCUGUGAUAGCUAUGGGUUUAUUGAUAAUUACAGCUUUACUGUUUUUACAGUUUAUAUGA